AUGCAUGUUUGCAUAGGGCUAGACUGGUCUGAGGACAGUACAGAUGAUGAAGAUACAGAGGAGCUUGUUCCUUUAAUGCCUCAAGCCUGGAGACUUCAGGAAAGAAGCUCCCAUCAAAGCUCCUCCAAUGAAAAGCCGCUUUCCAGGCGGGCACGUCUGGCGCAGCUAUGUACAUACCUGCAAGAGAGGUAUAAACACUUGUGCCGACAGGACAGGGCAGCCACCCGUCACAGCAGAUACCGAUAUGCCUUCCGGAAAGCUCUGCUCCAUGCUGCAAGCAAAGACCCCGACUGCACUGCACAGCUCAUUCAGAAACUCAGCAAGAGCCCACAGACCUCAACCUGUUCAAGGUCUGCAGUACCACACAACUAUGAAAGGACAAUGUGUACAGGACCCACAAAGGGUCAAAGCUGCAGCAACAUAGCUUUGCCAUUUUCACGUCACUGUUUUCAACAUAUCCUGUUGAAUCGCUCUCAGCAGCUGUUCUCCAGUUGCACGGCACGGUUCGCUGAUGGACAGCAGUGCUCUGUUCCUGUGUUUGACAUUACUCACCAGACACCUCUUUGUGACGAACAUGCCAAGAAAAUGGAUAAUUUCCUGCGUGGGGAUGGCAACAGACGCAGUCAGCAGCAGCGGCGCCCACGUAAGAAGACCAAGCCACCUGCACUGACGAAGAAACACAAAAAGAAGAGAAGACGAGGUCCGCGCAGACCGCAGAAGCCCAUUCCUCCCGCUGUGCCACAGGGGAAUUUGCUAAUGCCCUCCCUGUCACUGCCCCCUCACCAUACCCAUGUCAGCAGGAGCCCAUCAACCCCUGAACUCAAUGCAGAUGAGCUUCCUGACGAUAUCACGAAUGAAAUGCCUGACAUUCCCAAUGAUCUUGAGCUGAAUCAGGAGGAUUUCUCUGAUGUACUGCCCAGACUACCUGAUGAUCUUCAGGAUUUCGACCUUUUUGAGGGUAAGAAUGGAGAGUUGUUGCCCACCACAGAGGAGGCUGAGGAGCUGGUCAGAGCCCUGCAGGCCAUGGGGUCGUAUCCCGAUUCACUGGUGUGUUUGUCCUCAAUGGGUGAACUGACCACAGCAGACGGGGUAGACCACCGAACCAUGGCCGUGUUCUCGGGAUCAGGGGUCACAGCGACUGGCAUCGGAGACCUUCUGAACGGCCGAAUGACUUCGGAGACUUUUCCCAGUCUAGACCUGGAAGGAAACCUCCUCCAUGCCCCGACAGACCAUCAUUUCCCAACGUCCCCUUCUCCCCAGCCAACCCAGAGCAGUGCCACCGCACCCACUACAAGUCCCAAUGGUGGGUUAACAGAACGAACGUUUUCCCGAGCUCCCAAACCGGACUCAUCUCCACCUGGCAGUCAUUACAGCAGCGAGCAUGUGCCAUCGCCCUACAAGGAUCACAUCUCACCCCCACAUGGUGCCUCUUAUCAAACCGACCCGCCUCUCUUGCUGGAGGUGCCUUUGAGUGGAGCACCAGGCCCUCCACGCACCUCCUGGAAUAACCUCCCUCUCUCGCUCACAGACCCGGCACAGUUCGGUAACCUCCUCUCUGCUGAAACUCACCUGCUCUCCACCGCUCUGUCCACCCCACCCUCCAUGUCCCACUCCACAAUCCUGCAGCCCACCGCUGCUCUCUCCGCUCUACCCCAACCGGGCCUGACGCGCCUCACCUCACCCUCAUCCUCGCCCUCUUCACGGGACCUUCUCACCCCCACCCAACCUAAACUACAGCUCCCACAGUUUAGUGCAGCCUUCGGCCACCAACUGGCUUCUCACAGUGGGAUCCCCAAAGACCUGCAGCCCAGCCAUAGCUCGACAGCACCACCUACAGGCUUUACAAUCACUAGUGCCACUGCUGCCACUCCACCGUUCCCUCAGAGCAACUGAGUCUGGUUAGAGAGACCAUCCCAUCUCACAUUAUAGAGGGAUAGUUCACGAUGGUUCUUUUUUUACUAGUCACUCUCAUGACUUUUCUUUUGUCAAGAAAGAAGUUCUGAACGAUGUUCACUUUCUGCUCUUUAAAAAGAAAAUAAUGCAGUGAACAAGUGUUGUCAAGCUCCAAAAAAGCACUGCACAUGUGUAUCACAAUCGGUUAUGAAUUGCGGAGUGUUUUGUGUCAUGUCUUGACAGCUGCAAGAUUUUGAGUGAGUAAAGGCCUGUUCACACCAAGAUAAAUGUUCAGUAAACAUUUUUAUAUUUAGAAAACUUGCUGACCAAUAAUUUGCACUUUUGAUCACAAAAAGUAUUUGCUAUUACAUAAAACUAAACAGACAAUUUUGCUAAGCGACUGACUAGCAGAGGAAGAAUCCAGAACCAGCUUUCCUGUCUCUGGUCUAGUUUUUUUUGGUGUUAGUGAACACCCUCACAUAUACAAAAAUGAAAAAAACAUUUGACUUCCUUUCGUCACGGUGACACGUGGAUGUCAGAAAUGGAAAGUUGCACAGUGCUGACCUUGUGUACCGCUAUACUUCUGUUUUUCAGUGUAUCAAAUCUGUGUGAACAGGCCUUUAAUGACUUAAAUUCCAAUCUGUUCCUAACACAUAGCUAUCAAUAUGUCUUCAGAAGACUUGGAAUAUAGUGCACAAAUCCUAUGGACCUCUUUUAAGGUGCUAUCAGUCUCCAUUCACUUUAGUUGCAUGAAGAAGAGCAGUCUGGACAUUGUUGGAAACAUCUCCUUUUAUGUUCUUCAGAAGAAAGUAUGGGUUUAAGGGUUUAUAUUUGGGUGAACUAACUCUUUAAGUCUCAUCACCAACAGCCCUGUGUCUGACUGGCACAAUAGAUCAGCAGCAGAUUUGAGUCUUUCUGUACACGGAUCUCUGCUUGGUCUGUUAAAAGUGUCCAUCCUCUGUUUGUUGUUGUAGUGAUCCAAGAGUUAUGUUCUGUCCACAUUUGCCCCUUUUCCACCAAAUGGUGCUAGUGCAGGAGCCGGUGCUCAGUUGGGUGAUCCAUGGAGCUGUCUCUUAGCCGACCCAUUAAUAUUGACAGCCAAAACAAUCUAACUGACAACAUUACUACAUUACUUGAUCAUGUGUCUUACAGUCUUAGUUUGUUCCAAUUUAAAUCACUUCCUUGCAGUCAGACAGGGACAGUAAUGUUGCUGGAGAAGCUGUGCAGCAUGAUUAAAAAUAGAAAUGUCAACUGAGGUUGUGUGCAACAUAUUUUUACAUUAUUAAGGAUAGGGCUGGGUUUUAACACAAUUUUCACGAUUCGAUUCUCAUUCACAAGCUUGCGAUUCAAUUCAAUAUCGAUUAUUUUGG
Molecule: messenger RNA, 3263 nt
Organism: Sinocyclocheilus grahami
Lineage: Eukaryota; Metazoa; Chordata; Actinopteri; Cypriniformes; Cyprinidae
Product: INO80 complex subunit D-like
Exons: 7
Coding region: 1-1893 (630 amino acids)
Cellular component (GO): nucleus
Source: RefSeq, a predicted model, not a curated record